AUGGGUCACGCAGCUGGUCUCCGCGCGGGUACGCGCUAUGCCUUCUCGAGGGACUUCAAGAAGAAGGGAAUGAUCCCUCUCUCGACCUACCUCCGCCAGUACAAGGUCGGUGACAUCGUGGACGUCGUCGCCAACGGUGCCGUUCAGAAGGGUAUGCCCUACAAGGUCUACCACGGAAAGACUGGUGUCAUCUACAACGUCACCAAGUCCGCUGUUGGUGUCAUCCUCUACAAGCAGGUCGGCAACCGAUACAUGGAGAAGCGCAUCAACGUCCGCAUCGAGCACGUCCGUCUCUCCCGCUCCCGUGAGGACUUCCUCAGGCGUGUGAAGGAGAACUACGCAAAGACCCAGAAGGCCAAGGCCGAGGGUGUCCACCAGCACUUGAAGCGCCAGCCCGCCGCACCCCGCGACUCCAGGGUCGUCAGCUUCUCUGACAACGUUCCCGAGAGCAUCGCCCCUAUUGCGUACGAGACAACGAUCUAA
Aaosphaeria arxii CBS 175.79 is the source of this 483-nucleotide messenger RNA. RefSeq lists its product as uncharacterized. Gene Ontology annotation, biological process: translation. The record is from RefSeq and is a predicted model, not a curated record. Gene Ontology annotation, cellular component: ribosome; cytosolic large ribosomal subunit. Bases 1 to 483 code for a protein of 160 amino acids. Gene Ontology annotation, molecular function: structural constituent of ribosome. The transcript has 5 exons. Lineage: Eukaryota; Fungi; Ascomycota; Dothideomycetes; Pleosporales.